GCGCUUCCCGGCUCGCCGCUCACAGCUCGCCAGGCCUCGUCGGCCUCGGUGCGCUGCGGAAAGCCGUCCGGGCCCGCUGCUGACGCCGUGGCCGCGGCCGGGCCAAGGUUCCGGGCGGACCCCGCCGACUCAGCUCCCUGCCUUUCCCUGAGGAUGGACCCUGGAGAUCCCGCCGGAGACCCCGCCGGAGAGCCUGCUGCCGGUGACACUGCUGGUGACCCAGCCGGUGGCAAGUGUGUCCCCAUGGGCCGGGACCCGCUCCUGUUCCUGCAGACCCUGCAGACGCUGUGGUCCACUCGGGAGCUGGGACAGCUCCGGGAGGAAGCCCAGAGGGGGUUCGCCGCCCUGGAGGACCCGCUCGCCGCCCUCCUGGACAUGCUGGAUGGCAGCCGGGGCUGGCGGGGGAAGGGCCCCUCCCUGGAGGCCUGGGUCGCCCGCGAGCUGAAGCGCUGCUUGCAGGCACAGCCGUGCCCGGGGCCGGCCCGGGGCAGCCCAGGGCUGAAGCAGCUGCAGGCCCGUGCGGUCAAGCUCCUCGCCGAGAGCCCCCCCGGCCUCGUGGAGCCGCUGGUCAGCAUCUUCCAGCUGCAGGACGCAGACCGGAGCCCCCUGCUGGCUCACGUCCACCGGCUGCACCAGGAGGGCAAGUUCAAAGAAGCCAUCGUGCUGGGGACAAAGCUGCGGCUGCAGGCAGAUCUUGAUGUUGAGAAGAUGUGCAUUCCCCUGCUCCUCCAGGACAAGGCAGACCUUGUGGAGCGCUACGUGGAUGGCUUUCCCGACCUCCAGCAGAGGCUGCUGGCCCUCAUGGACUCCUGGUGCCAGCCCAGCUUUGACAUCAGAGUUGUCGCCAGAAGGUACCCGCAGACGACCUUGAGGCUGGAGAGGCUGAGCCCCAGAGCGCUGGGUCGGCAGGUCCUGCGGCUGCUGGCGCAGCACGGCCUGGACCCUGCCCUGUGUCCCAACGUCGUCACCCAGCAGCGCCUGGCCGCCCUGCGGUAUCUGUGCUACAAGCGGCUGGUAGAGAGAAGCGUAUCUCGGGAGAGCUGGGCCGAGCAUGUGCAGGGCCUGGUGGGGCAGGACCAGGGGCUACAGGAGCAGCUGCUGCAGCUGCUGGCGUCUCACGACGACGCGGCCCUGGUCGCCCAGUGUGCCCUGGACCUCCUGCUGCCCGAGGAGCGACUCCCAGCCUCGGUGGCCGCAGAGCUCCGCCAACUCAGGAUCCAGGAGAGGACGGCCGAGGCCCCUCUGGAGGACGGGAAGGACGAUUACUACCAGCUGCCCAUCUCCAGGGAGCACCUCCACUUCCUGGCCUCGUGGGAGGACCUGGCCAGGCACCAGGAGGAGCUCCUGCAGCCCGGCCGGGUGGUCGGCAUGGACCUGGAGUGGAGGCCCUCGUUCGGCGCUGGGGGCCGGCCCCGGGCGUCGCUCAUGCAGGUGGCCGUGGAGGGCCGCGUGUUCCUGCUGGACCUGCCCCGGCUCUCAAGUCCGGCAGGAGGGCAGGCGCCCCAGGCCUUCUCCCGGCUGGUGUCCCGGCUGCUCGCGGACCCCUCCAUCACCAAGCUGGGUUAUGGGAUGGCAGGGGACCUGCGGAGCUUGGGUGCCUCCUGCCCGGCCCUGGCCCAGGCCGAGAAGCAGCUGCAGGGCAGCGUGGACCUGCUGCAGGUGCACAGGCAGAUGCGGGUGGCAGACAGGCCAGCCCCAGGCGUGGAGGGGGCCGCAGGGCCACGGGGCCUCAGCCUCCUGGUGCAGCAGGUGCUGGGCAAGCCCCUGGACAAGAUGCAGCAGCUUUCCAACUGGGACCGGCGGCCGCUGGGCGAGGGGCAGCUGGUCUACGCAGCCGCUGACGCCUACUGCCUGCUGGAGGUGUACUGGGCUCUGUGCAGAGAGCCUGCCCGCUUCCACCUGUCGGGGGACCUGGCCAGGAGCCUGAGGCUGGCACGCGGUGAGAGAGCGGGGGCUGGGGAGCUGCCGCCCCUGCAGAAGGCCUCGGCCUCGCCCCAGCAGGUGCCCGCGGGUGAGGACGCGGCCCCCGAGGUCCCGGCCAGGGCCUUCCGCGUGGUGUGUGACAGCAUGCUGCAGGGGCUGGCGCGGAGCCUCCGCUGUCUGGGCAUCGACGUGCUGGUGCUGGCCACCGGCGAGGACCACCGCAGGGCCGCCGAGGUUGCCAGGCAGGAGGGAAGGAUCAUCCUGACCUCAGGGCUGCCGUACCACAAGCUCCGGGCCCAGGUUGGGGCUGGGCGCUGCCUCUCGGUGGACUGCUCCCUCAAGGCCCGGCAGCAAGCCAUGGCCGUGAUCAGGCAUUUCAACGUGCGUGUCACCCACUCGGACAUCUUCAGCCGCUGCCAGAUGUGCGUUCCACACGUGCCCAGCUGGCGAGGAGGACAGAGACAGGGUCCUCGGCUCGGGGCCCAGAAGCAGAAGCGGCCACACCAGCGGCCACACGGGGCUGCCGGGAGCGGGGCAAGGCGCCAGGCAGAGACCUGUGUGUGCGGCCACACGGGCGGCAGGUGGGAGCCCAGAGGGAAAACCCACUUGACACACGAAGCGUUCCCAGAGCCUGCCGGACCGCUCUCGGGGCUGCUCGUCGGGGUGCGAGGCCAGAGCAAGGCACGUGGCCACCCACCCACCCUCACCUCACGGAGAGAGCUAGCGGGUCCUGGCCAUGCCUGCCUGGAGACGGGCGCCCACCGCCCCCCACUGCCGUCUGCCCAGAUCUGCUGGCAUCCGAGGCUGGGGUCUGCACACCCCCUGCAGGAAGUGGACCUGGCUCAGACACCACCUGCACGCAUCCCCUCGGCUGGGGGCUGGCGGGCUUCUUCCCCAGCUGGACCUGGAGUGACCACGGGCCUGACCUGCAGCCGGGGCUCUGCCCUCACUUCUGCCCCAAGAGCCCCUGGACCUGCAACCAGGAGGGCAAAGCCCACAGUGGUCUCCCUGUGCCCGAGGCCAGCCCACAGUCUGGCCGGGGUCGGUGGGGGGAGGCCCCCCAGAGAGACCCAGGGGAGGGUCCUGCAUGAGGAUCAGCCUCGCCCCCCCCAGCCUUCCAGCAGAGGCGGCCCUGCCAUCUGGCGCCUGCCCACCCCCCUGCCACCCCGGGUUGUGAUGCUGGAGGCCAAGCAGUGAGGCCACAGGCUUGCAACUGUCACCAGUACCUGAAGGUCUCCAAGGAUGUAAUGAAGCAGCUUGUGUGGCUCAGCGGCCACCCAGAAGGCCCUAGCG
Molecule: messenger RNA, 3216 nt
Organism: Eubalaena glacialis (North Atlantic right whale)
Lineage: Eukaryota; Metazoa; Chordata; Mammalia; Artiodactyla; Balaenidae
Gene: EXD3
Product: exonuclease 3'-5' domain containing 3
Exons: 25
Coding region: 154-3120 (988 amino acids)
Biological process (GO): nucleobase-containing compound metabolic process
Molecular function (GO): 3'-5' exonuclease activity; nucleic acid binding
Source: RefSeq, a predicted model, not a curated record